UUCUCGCUGUAGUUGGGAGCUGGGAGAUUUCCAAAUGGAGCGGAUACACAGCUGGGUGUCACUAAUCCGCAGCGUUUUGUCCCGGCGGGGAGGAUUGUGGGAGUUGUAGUUCUGUAACAGCUGGAGAGCCUCAGGUUGCAGAUUCCCUGGCAGGCGGCAGGCAGUAGAGGGGUCUCCAGGAGCAGCUCACGUUACGGCCCCAGCCCUCCCCUAUCUCCCCUCCCCCAGCUCUGACAAUCGGAUACGUGGAGCUGCUGCUGGGGGAGCUCCCGCUGGAAGCUGCGCACAAUGCUGCCCGGAGCGGCGGAUCCCCUAGGAGAGAGGCCGGGAUGAGCGCCGGGACCCGGGAGAGGGAAGCAUGCGGUUCCGCUGGAAGCUCCUCGGCAGUGUCCUGUGCCUGACUGGGCUGCUCCUUCUGCUCCAUAGGCAUCUCGGCAAUGCCCAGCUCCAGCCCCCCCCGGGAUCCACCUCUGGCCGGGGAAGGACCCCAAUUGCAACCCCCGGAUACUUCAGGGCGGCGGAGGAUCCCAUGUCCCGGAGGGAUGUCCCUGGGGGCAAGAAGAAGCCGCACUUGGCCAAAGUUAGAGCUCCUGAGCAGAAGCCAAAACCCCCCAUGCCUGAGGAAUGGAUGCAUCUUGCUGUUGUUGCCUGUGGGGAUCGCGUGGAGGAGACAGUUACCAUGUUAAAAUCAGCGGUGCUUUUUAGCUUUAAAAAAAUUAAGUUUCACAUUUUUGCAGAAGAUUCUCUGAAACCAGACUUUGAAAUAAAGCUUGAGAAAUGGCCCCAGCAAAUCUCCCGAAAGGUCGAAUACAAGAUUUACCCCAUUACAUUCCCAGUGGGGAACCCCCAGGAGUGGAAGAAACUGUUCAAGCCGUGUGCAGCUCAGCGCCUCUUUCUGCCGAUGCUUUUGCAAGACGUGGAUUCCCUGCUGUACGUGGAUACAGAUGUUCUCUUCCUGAGGCCUCUGGACCACAUCUGGGCAUUUCUGAGACGUUUUAACGACACUCAGUUGGCGGCCAUGGCACCGGAGCACGAGAUAUCGAAGAUCGGCUGGUACAGUCGCUUCGCUCGGCACCCGUUUUAUGGGACGACUGGGGUCAACUCUGGAGUGAUGCUUAUGAACCUUACUCGUAUUCGCAACCAGCAGUUCAAGAAUAACAUGAUCCCAGCCGGACUGACCUGGGAAGAGAUGCUGCAUCCUUUAUAUCAGAAAUAUAAGAACUACAUCACGUGGGGCGAUCAGGAUUUAUUGAACAUCAUUUUUUACUUUAACCCAGAGAUGCUGUAUGUGUUUCCCUGCCACUGGAAUUACAGGCCAGAUCACUGUAUGUAUGGCAGCAACUGUAAAGCAGCAGAGGAAGAGGGCGUGUCCAUUCUUCAUGGUAAUCGGGGUGUCUACCAUGACGAAAAGCAGCCUGCCUUCAAGGCUUUCUAUGAAGUCAUACGUGAUUACCCUUUUGACGACAAUCUCUUCCAGUCAAUGUAUUUCCCCCUUCAGUCGAAGUUCCUGGAGAGCGUUCAUACUCUGUGUGGCCGGAUCCCCCAGGUGUUUCUCAAGCAGAUUGAAAAGACCAUGAAGAUGAUGUAUGAGAGACGUGUUGUUAUGCACAUCAGAUCCCACGCAUGACUUCGCGCAUGACUCCAUUGGCAUCACCAUGAAUGUGUUCUGAAAGAGCAGCAGAAAGGUGCCGUGUCCCGGUGAGCAUAGUUGCACUUCACAAGAGCCUCAGAACAAUGGCAUUGGCCACAAUGACUGCAACGCAAUUCACAAGAGUUAGCAGUUCGUACUCCAAAUAAUUCUUGUUUGGCUUUGAAGCUGGAUUGUGAAGUUGCGUAUCCUUACAGGAGGCCAGGGGUCCCCAAACUUUUUUACCUGUGAGCCACGAUCAAUUGUAAAAAGUGUUGGGGAGCAACACAAUCAUGAAAAAAGGUACCUGGGGGUACAAAUUAAGGUGUAGAUUGGAAAAUUUGUACCCCUAUGUGGACUGGCAGCCUACAGGAGGCUUUUUGGCAGUACAUCUUGUUUUUUAUGCCAAACGUGCGUCUAAGCCAAAAAUUAAAAAAUUAGCACCUGCUUUGAGGCCACUGGCAGCAACAUCCAAGGGUUUGGUGAGCAAAAUUUUGCUCCAGAGCCACUGGUUGGGGAUCCCUGCAGUAGGCCAUCUUAUCUAGAAGGAUAACACAUGGAAGUGUUGUCUGACAUCCAACUGGAAAACAAUAAAUCAUAAGGGAUAAAAGGA
Messenger RNA from Xenopus tropicalis (tropical clawed frog), 2240 nucleotides. It is a transcript of the gene gxylt2, whose product is annotated as glucoside xylosyltransferase 2. Gene Ontology annotation, cellular component: membrane. Lineage: Eukaryota; Metazoa; Chordata; Amphibia; Anura; Pipidae. Gene Ontology annotation, biological process: protein O-linked glycosylation via glucose. The coding region runs from base 359 to 1627 and encodes 422 amino acids. Gene Ontology annotation, molecular function: UDP-xylosyltransferase activity; UDP-D-xylose:beta-D-glucoside alpha-1,3-D-xylosyltransferase activity; glycosyltransferase activity. The record is from RefSeq and is a predicted model, not a curated record. The transcript is spliced from 7 exons.